AUGCAACCAAUCCCAGCCUCCGCCAUUACGGGGGGAGUCUUCUCUCCAGCGGCGACCCCAUCCUAUGAGACGGGCGAGUCCAACACCUUCACCGACAGCGCCGAGGAGCCUCAGGUGCGCGAGAGCGACAAUACCAGCGUCGCCGUCAAGCCUGGUCCCCUGACCCCAGACGAUCCUCUUCAUCUCAUGCAGGGCGCCAGCGAGCCCACGCCGCUCCCCAACGGAGACGGUGGUGGUGACUCUGCCGCGGCCCCUACACCUUCACGAGAGAGACAGGAGCCCUGGUACAGCAAUGAGGACAUCACGCUGCUCCACGAGAUCAUCGCCACUGGUGAGGCUAUACUGGCCUCCCUUCCUGAGCGCGAGCGCCUGCCUACCACCGCGCUGUUCACCGCUGCUGACGAUGUACUGCCGCGACAUGGCUUCGCGUCCGAGGACGUCCCGCACAUUGCGCGCCUGCUAUUCCGCAUCGGCGGUCAGCGGGGCCCCGAGUCCCUGCUGGACAAGUUCAGGUCUGUGCUGGGGGAGAUGGGCAUUGAGCUCGUCUACACAGACGACUCGAUGAUGUCGGCUGACGAUGAGGACGACAUGCCGCCGGCUGGCGACGCGAGCACCCUGGACGCGCAGGUUCCUGGAGUGCCGUCUGCCCCGCGCGACGACUUCGACCGUGCCCCUCCUGUGGCGCAGGAAGGAAGCUCCAGCCCGCCGAUGCCUGUGCAUCAUGCGCCUCGCCGUCGUCGCAAUUCAGACAGCAUCGUACAAGGGUUGGGCACAGGUGGAAGUGACGCGCUCCAUGGCGACGGCGGCCCCAUUCAGCCUGUCCAGCGGGCGACCAGGUCUCACUCCACGGAUGGACGCGUGCUGUCGGAGCCUCAGCGGAAGGAGGUGAGAUUCUCGGAUGUAAUUGACUCGCAGAGCGUCUCGGAUGUCUCCUGGGACAGGGACGACACUGGUGCCUCGACCUUCGAUAAUAUUCCGUUUCGACCGAGACCUGAUGCCCUGGAUCAUUCUGGCAGAGGGGGGCCCAACGGCUCGGCGCAAGCAGGUGCAGGUGCGGGAGCUCAGCAAGACGACGACGGUAGGCCCUCAACUCGAGCAGAGAACCGACCCCCACUAGACUUCAGCCGCUUUGGGAGGUCCGAUCAGGGCUUCAAGCAUCACCAGACAGGCCUUCCAAACGGCGACAUACUCUCGGACGAAGAGUUCUCGAGCGUAGAUCUGGACCUCGGCGGCCUAGGCGCAGACGAAGCGGCAGAAGAGCCAAGCCUGCCGAGGCAUCCAAUCCAGCCAGCGGAGAGACAUGGUGUCGAGGAAGACCAAGAGGAUACCAGCGAGCAUCAUGACCUACGACACGACGAGUACUCGUCACAGCUACCGAUCAGGGACGCCCAGGACGAGGAGAGGAUGGAAGACGAGCAGGUCGCCUUCAUUGCGUCAAGAGAGCAGAUGUUCAGGAUGUCUUCGUUCAACCACUGGAGGGAUGUCAGUCGCUACACCAGAUCCUACAACAUCCGAGCCGAGGCGCACUCUGAGAGGUGGGAUGCAUGGGAGACGAUGGGCGCGGCGCUCAGCACCUGGAUUGAAAGCGCGCUCACGAUGCAGGUAGGGGAGAACGAUGGCAUACAGGCUUACCAGGACCACCUGCGACAGCGGGAGCUUGAGCGCAACAGGGGCGGUACCGACGAUGCUCCGCCUCUUGUCUUGUCCGAGGGCAGUGUCAACCCACGCGUGAGGCAAUCCAUUGAGCGCAGCAGGGAGCCUUUUGUCUCGUCUUCAGCAGGACGUCAAGCCCCUGACCCUCGAAGCACGGGCGGUUGGGCCAGACAACAGUCACAAUCGGUCGAUAGGACACUCAUCGAGGAAUAUCCCCACCGGCCUAGCUCUAGGAGGGGGUUCAGAGACCCACAGCUCCGAAGACUGCGUGCCUUUGGAAGCGACUGGGACGCAGGUGUUGCACCUACACACGGCGAGGAGGAGCAGCAGGAGCAGGAACAGGAGCAGGAGUACAACGACGAACUGUACGAUGCUUCCGAAGAGCUCGAGACACAGGACUUGGAGAGGAGCGAGGCCGCUCUCCACUCUCAGUACCAGGUCGCAGCAGCAGCGUGGAACUACUUCCUCUUGUCCAAGGCGUUUACCCACUGGGCUGAUCGCGCAGAUGAGGAGGUGGAGCGAACGCAGAUUGCAAGGCGUCAUAUCCUCCGAAAGAAGUGCUUCCAUGCCUGGGUCAGGGACAGAGACGAGACAGAAGCCGAAAGCAAGGCGGUCUGGUUCUACCAGAUGGUCGUGAUGAGGCAAUGGCGCGAGGCUGCGGUGGACGCUGCAAAGAGGAGCUCCCUCCUGCGCCAGGCUGCGCACCGCAAGAAGAGGCGCAGCCUCGCCGAGAAUGUGUUCGUCGACUGGUACCACGAGUCCAAGAUGCGAAUCGCUGAGAAGAUGGACGCGCAGCGCCUGGCAGCGACCACCUUUCAGCACUGGCAACUGGAGAGCCAGUGGCUGAGCUCGGCGCAUGGGGAAGCCGAGGGGAUCUUCAAGGCGUCCAUGCUGGGGCGAUACAUGAGACGAUGGCGAGGCGAGGCACAAAUCCAAGAGCGGGCCGAGGCAGGAGCCGGACCUAUCAUUGCUCGUAGGGACGAGCUGUUGAGGUCGGGCCUCUCGCUGGCGUGGCGGCAGGAAGCCGAAGAGGCCAGGAACCGAGAGCGGGUGGCCGUCACGCAGGAGCUGAAGGACUGGACCAAGCACUGGGUGUACGAGACCAGGCUGGUGCGGUGGCAAGAAGAGCAGGACGCCGAGGCGCUCGACAGUGUCGCAUAUCAUUGGUACUGCGAGUGGCGGCUGCGCCUGGUUGAACGUGUCAUAGAGCAGCAGGAAAAGACUCGGUUCUUUGAGAGAUGGGCCGACGCGACCACAGCGUCGGCUGCCAGGAGCUAUCACCUCCGCCAUCUCGCCCGAGACGUCCACCACCAUGACACCAUCACGGGCUUUCUCAACACCACGCUGGAUGCGCUCGAGCACCUCGAGAUGCAAGCCUACCACGCACGGGCCGUGCUCGUGCAGCGGACGGUGCCGAGGGCUGUCAGGAAGUGGACGACACAGCUCAGCCACCACCACCGGAUGGAAAAGUGGUGCCGGCUUGCCAACCUGUUUCCCGUGGGCGAAUAUGUGCUCCCGCACUGGCAAGAGGUGCGGAGACAGGCGUGGAAGAGGCGCAUGCAACGGCUGUACAACGACUUUAAGUAUCGUGUGCGCAGGGAUGCCGUCAGGGACAGUCUCGAUGUCUGGCGGCAGGCGACGGCUGAUGCUGUCACGAAGGGGUGGGAGGCGGAUGACAUGUGUAUCGAGGACGACAACGCGACGAUCAUCCACGUGGCGAUUAUGUGGCGCGCCCGGCUCGAGCCCAUCGCCUUUACCGCCGAGGUUGCUGAAGAUGCCGACGUGGAGGCGCACCUGCUCCAGUGGCACUCGCUCCUCGAGGUGCACGAGGACAACAAGCUGGACGCGGCGGAGCUCGACUUUGCGCAGACGGCAGGGGCGCGCUGGGACGAGUGGACGCUGGCGUCGGUGGCGCUGCGGGGCCGUGAGCAGACGGUGCACGAGUUCACGAGCCACAACACGCGGCGGGACAUGCGGCACUUCCUGGCGGCGUGGGCGUCCCAGACGCAGGCGGUGGGGGAUCGGGUGCCGGAGAUGGACUUUCGGGCGACGAGGCGGAGCUCGAGGUGGGGGACGCCGGCGCCGGCCAGGACGAGGCUGAUGACGGACAUGACGCCGUUCCGGACGCCUGCGAAACCCACCUUUGGACGGUCGACGACAACGCCUGCUUAUCGACCGCCGAGUGAAUUGACCUUUGAAGAGAGGGACGAGGAUGAUUUGUUGGCGUGA
Molecule: messenger RNA, 3882 nt
Organism: Cryphonectria parasitica EP155
Lineage: Eukaryota; Fungi; Ascomycota; Sordariomycetes; Diaporthales; Cryphonectriaceae
Exons: 2
Coding region: 1-3882 (1293 amino acids)
Source: RefSeq, a predicted model, not a curated record